CAUUCCCGGUUGGACGGCGGGCCAGCGUGCUUCGCCGCCUACGACCUGCGCACCGUCGACGUCGGCGUGUUCCGGCAGCAAGUCCUUGCAGUGGCUUUUGGGAGCGCCGGUCCACCUUCGAGCAGUGGCUUCUGGUUCUCUGCUCCUCGGUGGUCCUGAUGACCUGCAUAACGCUGACCUACACUUUCUACUACGCGCGUGAGUACGGGAAAGCUGAACGGCUCAAGCAGGUUGGCAUCGAGUACUACGACUGCCAGGCGCAGGCGUGCAAGGACGCAGCCAUCGAGCUCAAAGACACUCUCAACUUAAACCGGGACCCGUGCAAGAACUUCUACGAGUACGCGUGCAGCCUCUGGCCCAGCCGGUACCCUGUACCUGAUGACAUGGGCCACUAUUCGGUUCACGAUUUCGUCCGAGAUGAAGUCACCAAGAAGGUUUUCGCGACUCUGCGCAAGGGGCCGCUGGAGCAGCGGCUGCGGGACGAGACGUCGGCGAUGCGGCUCUUCUACAGCUGCCAUGACAUGCGUAGCCGCCAGCAGGAGGCACUGCGGCCACUGACGCUCCUGAUGCGCAGCCUGUCGCUGAGCGAGUGGCCGUACGAGUUGGGUGAGCGGCUGCCACGCGCGCGCUUCGUGCUGCAGAGGCUCAGCGUCGACUAUGCACUGCCCUUCUUCGUGUCGCUGCGGGUCGAGCCGGACCCGAGAGACGCACACGUCAACUUGCUCAGCGUCGACCUGGCUCAGCCCUUGCUGCACUUGGUGGCGGCCGACGACGCGUUGCUGGUCGCGCAUGCCGCUUACAUACGUCGCAGCAUGGCGCUGAUGGGCGCGCAGGACAUGGCUGCGGCUGUGGCCACCGAUGUGCAUGACUACGAGUUCGCCCUGGCUGAGCUUUCCAAGUACCAGACUCUGCGGGAGCUGACGGAAUUCAGCAGCGACAACAUCGUUGCUCUGGACAAGCUCCAGCAAGGGCCCACAUUGGAACUCCUGGCGGGCAUCGUGCGCCAAGUGCACGAGCGUGGCGGCGUGGCUGCGCGAUGCGACGAGGAGCUGCUGGUGUGGAACGCCAGCAUCUUCCAGACGCUGGACAAGUUCCUCGCCUCAGAAAACCGGCGCAUGCUUCUCAAUUACCUGGGCUGGCGGGUGGUGGCGCUGCUGGGUCCGGCCACCACUGUGGAGAUGAUGAACGCCCGUCACUCGUUCUACAUGGCCAAGUUUGGUGCCGAGGAUCAGCCGCAGCUUCUGGGCUUCUGCUUCGAGCAGGCGGCCCGGAUGCUGCCCGUGGCCGUCGGUCGCAUGGCGUUGCGUGCCGUGGGCGGCGCCGAUUCCGCGCAGCGGCUCGUAUCGCGGAUGGUAGAAGAGAUUAGGGCCUCGCUGUUGCUCUUGCUCAAAGGAAGCGACGUCAGCUGGCUCAACGAGCAGUCCAAGGAGGUGGCCAUAGCAAAGAUCAGGCGGCUGAGGCUAAUUCAGCAGCCGGUGAACAGCACGGCGCUCGAGUGGGAGCCCCCGCAGUGUGGAAGCUGA
Messenger RNA from Rhipicephalus sanguineus (brown dog tick), 1523 nucleotides. RefSeq names its product neprilysin-1. Lineage: Eukaryota; Metazoa; Arthropoda; Arachnida; Ixodida; Ixodidae. Gene Ontology annotation, cellular component: plasma membrane. The record is from RefSeq and is a predicted model, not a curated record. Gene Ontology annotation, biological process: protein processing. Bases 159 to 1523 code for a protein of 454 amino acids. Gene Ontology annotation, molecular function: metalloendopeptidase activity. The transcript is spliced from 11 exons.